AUGCAUUUUGAAUCAAACGUAUUAAAGGAAGUUUGUGGGCCUUUUUACCUCAAGAAGACAAGAACAACAGCACUCCAUCGACAAUCUGAGAGCAUGGUCGAACGAUUCCCGAACCGAACUCUUAAGGAACAUCUUUGCAACGUUGUGGACGAUAACCAGCGAGAUUGGAAUCGAUACAUUCCAAUGUUUUUGAUGGCGUAUCGAAGUGCAAGACAUAGCUCAACUGGCCAUGCACCGUCUGAGAUUAUGAUGGGAAGGAACAUCAGACUGUCGAGCGUAAUAAAAUUUGGAUGUCCCACGUUGGAGCUGAAAGCCGAGGAUGACUAUAUUGAUGACUUCAGAGAAAGACUCCUUCAGAUCCACGACAAUACCAGGUUGAAAAUAAAGAUGUUCAGUGACCGAAUGAAGACACGCUACAAGAUAGGAGCGACAACAACACAGUUCCAAGCAGGAGAUCGGGUGUGGCUUUACAAUCUCUAUCGACAAAAAUCAAAUCAACGAUGUCGUGUACCGGAUGCAAAAGGGAGUCAGAGGAAAACCUAA
This is a messenger RNA of Eupeodes corollae, 543 nucleotides long. RefSeq lists its product as uncharacterized. The transcript has a single exon. Bases 1 to 543 code for a protein of 180 amino acids. The record is from RefSeq and is a predicted model, not a curated record. Gene Ontology annotation, molecular function: nucleic acid binding. NCBI's taxonomy places the organism in Eukaryota, Metazoa, Arthropoda, Insecta, Diptera, Syrphidae.